AUGGCGGAUGAGCUGGCGACUGUGAAGUUGUUCAACGAGAACACCGCGUCCGUUGUGUACAUCACGAACCUCGCCACUCGGAAGGACGCGUUCACAUUGGAUGUGAUGCAGGUGCCUCAGGGGACAGGGUCAGGCUUCAUCUGGGACACGGAGGGCCAUGUGGUUACCAACUUCCACGUCAUCAGGCGCGCCUCUGACCUCAGAGUGACCUUAGCCGACCAAUCAGUGUACGAGGCGACAGUGGUGGGAGCGGACCCCAACAAGGACGUGGCAGUGCUUCACAUCGAUGCUCCCCCUGAGAAGCUCAGGCCGCUGCCUGUAGGCUCCUCCUCGGACCUGCUCGUCGGCCAGAAGGUCUUCGCCAUCGGCAACCCCUUCGGACUGGACCACACACUCACAACAGGAGUCAUCAGUGGAUUGCAGCGUGAGAUAACAUCGGUGACGCGGCGGCCCAUUCAGGACGUGAUUCAGACCGACGCUGCCAUCAACCCUGGCAACAGCGGCGGGCCCCUCCUCGACUCCAGCGGCACACUCAUUGGCAUCAACACCGCUAUUUAUUCGCCAUCUGGCGCAUCCUCGGGCGUUGGAUUCGCCAUCCCUGUGGACACAGUGAGUGGCAUCGUGGAUCAGAUCAUCCUGUACGGCCAGGUCACACGGCCGGCUCUCAACCUGGCCUUUGCACCGGAGCAGCUGGUGGAUCAGCUUGGCAUCACGGGGGUGCUCGUGCUCGAAGUCAACCCCAAUGGCGCCGCUGCCAAGGCCGGUCUGCGCCCCACGUCGCGGGACAGCUUUGGGCGGCUAAUGCUGGGAGACACUAUCACAGCCAUUGAUGGCAAGCCCAUCCUCUCCGGCUCCGACCUCUACAAGAUCCUUGACAAGUGCAAAGUCGGCCAGACGGUUGAUGUACGGCUGCUGAGAGGAAACGAGGAAGUUGUGGUGCCCGUCACAUUGGAUGGGCUGAGCGGGUGA
Messenger RNA from Closterium sp. Yama58-4, 969 nucleotides. Lineage: Eukaryota; Viridiplantae; Streptophyta; Zygnematophyceae; Desmidiales; Closteriaceae. The record is from the annotation of a GenBank genome assembly.